GGAAGAAGAGAAAAGAAAAACAAAAAGUCGGAAAUAAAAAAAGGAAAACAAAACAAAGCCAAAUCAAAUCAAAAAGCCCCAAAAUUCCUCAAAAUCAGAACCAGCCAUGGAACCCGCCCUUGUCGACUUAAACGUCAACGAGUCUCCCGAGAUCAACACUAACUCCACUAACAACAACAACGAUCACGGUUGGCAAAAGGUCACUUACGUCAAGCGCCAGCGCAAGGCAGCUAAACCUAACGCUGAUCCGUCCGCCGUCACUGCUCGCACUAAUGGCGCCGUUGAUGGAGAUAACAGUAGCGUGUUCCGUAACCUCGAACAGCACGCCGAGGAACGACGUCGUCGAUUGUUCAGUGCUCAGCAGGCGAAUGUCGCUGUUGUUCACGCUCCUCAAGUGAGUUCCAAGCACGGAUCUGACUAUGAGGACGAUGAUGACAGUGACGUGGAGGCUGCCGAGAACGGCCAGACCGAGGAGGUUAAGAAAGUGAAGCAAAAGAAGCCGAAGAAGCCGAAGAUUACUGUGGCGGAAGCUGCGGGUAAGAUUGACGCGGCUGAUCUCGCUGCAUUUCUGGUUGAUAUAUCGGCCACGUAUGGAUCCCAGCAAGAGAUACAAAUGAUGAGAUUUGCUGAUUAUUUCGGGAGGGCAUUUUCGGCGGUCAGUGCGUCUCAGUUCCCUUGGAUGAAGCUUUUCAACGAGAGCACAGUGGCCAAGAUUGCUGAUAUUCCCAUCUCUAACAUUUCUGAUGCUGUAUAUAAGACAUCAGUUGACUGGAUCAACCAACGAUCCGCUGAGGCACUUUCAUCCUUUGUAUUAUGGUCUUUGGAUAGCAUUCUUGCCGACCAGGAUGCUCAUCAUGCUGUUGCAAAGGGUUCUAAGAAGGCCGUGAAACAAGCAUCAAAAUCCCAGGUUGCAAUUUUUGUUGCUUUGGCAAUGGUUUUACGACGAAAACCUGAUGCCUUAAUCAGUAUUCUACCGACAUUGAGGGAAAGUCAAAAGUAUAUGGGACAAGAUAAACUUCCAGUUUUUAUAUGGAUAAUUACACAGGCUUCUCAAGGGGAGCUGGCUGUGGGGUUGUAUGCGUGGGCACAUAAUCUUUUGCCUGUGGUUGGUAGCAAAAAUUGCAAUCCACUGUCCAGGGACAAAAUGUUGCAGCUAGUGGAGAGAAUCUUAUCUAGCCCAAAGGCUCAUACAAUUUUAGUGAAUGGAGCAGUCAGAAGGGGGGAGCGUUUGGUGCCACCUUCUGCCCUUGAGACAUUGUUGCGCCUUACAUUCCCUAUCUCUUCAGCUAGAGUAAAGGCUUCUGAAAGGUUUGAGGCAAUAUAUCCCACCCUUAGAGAGGUGGCUCUUGCUGGUGCCACUGGAAGCAAAGCAAUGAAACAAGUGUCGCAGCAGAUAUUCAGUUUUUCUGCCAAACUAGCUGGAGAAAGCAUUCCUGAGUUAUCAAAUGAAGCCGCUGGCAUUUUCAUCUGGUGUUUGACGCAGAAUGCCGAUUGCUACAAGCAGUGGGACAAAGUUUAUGAGGAAAAUAUAGAGGUCAGUGUUUCUGUUCUGAAAAAGCUUUCCGGUGAAUGGAAAGAGCAGUCUUCAAAACUAUUUCCUUUUGACUCUUUGAAGACAACUCUCAAGAGCUUUAGGCAAAAGAAUGAGAAUGCAAUAUCUGGUGGAGAUGACACUGCACGCCAAGCACUCUACAAGAGUUCAGACAAGUACUGUAAACAUAUAUUGGGAAAAUUGUCGGGCAGCCAUGGUUGCCUCAAAAGUGUUGCCCUCCUUGCUGUUGCAUUGGCUGUGGGUGUGGCCUUCAUGUCCCCGAAGAUGGAGUCCCUUGACUGGAAGAGAAUUUCUGUUGCUUUCAACUCCCUGGGAUCCUUUUGAGCGUGAUGUUUUACGUAUGUCGACAAUUACUGAUGCUCAUCGUUUACUCUUACCAAUACAUUCUCUAUGAACUCUCUGCUUCAGACCAAGUAAGUCAUAGGGGAAUAUCUUUAAAUUUACCGUAGUUUAGGGACAUGAAAUGAUCUGUUGACUUGAAUACAGUGUCAGAGUACAGGCCUUUAGAUUUUGCUUUAAAAAAAAGGGCAUCAUCUACCCGGAAAAUAAGGUGAAGAAGAUCAAUGUAUUUUACCGGUGUACCAGAAAAGACAACUUUUUUUCAAUUUUUUUCAAAUUUUUGGUUGUAUUGUAGAUUAUAAUCAUAUGAAUGAUUUAAGUUAAUGGGCAAUUAAAUUUUACCCUCUUUACAUUCAA
Mangifera indica (mango) is the source of this 2248-nucleotide messenger RNA. RefSeq lists its product as uncharacterized. Gene Ontology annotation, cellular component: Golgi apparatus; endoplasmic reticulum. NCBI's taxonomy places the organism in Eukaryota, Viridiplantae, Streptophyta, Magnoliopsida, Sapindales, Anacardiaceae. Bases 107 to 1876 code for a protein of 589 amino acids. The record is from RefSeq and is a predicted model, not a curated record. The transcript has 10 exons.